GCGUGCUCUCAUGUCAGUACGUCUUUUGGCGCGGACGACACAUUGCUCGAAGAAGUAGCAAUAAUGGCUGAGUCCGAUAGACAGAUUUCACGGAAACGAGCAAAAUCGCAAGGUGAGAUGGAGAAACUUCAGGAAGAAAUAAGUCAAUUAAACAAAAAAAUAAGGAAAUUACAAGAGGAGCGGCAGAAAGCAACGGAUGCCGAUGCUUCAGACUCGUCUAAUGAGUGAUGAUCCCCAAGAUGCCGAAGAGAACACGUGCAAUAAGGAAAAUAAAUCGGCUAAUGUUGAUAGCGACGAGUCGUCGGAUAUGGAUGAAUCUACUGCGUUUAUGGGUGAUCAAGGAAGCCGCCUGGAUUCAGGACAUUGCUGAUCGAGUAAACUGUUGGCUAAAAGAAGGAAUACCGAAAACGGAACGUAUGGAAAUAGUCAAAUUAGUACCUACAAAAUACAAAAAUAUUGAUAUCAAUGCAUCAAAGUGGAACGAUGAAAUAAAAUGCAAUUUGAAAGAAGAGGCUGUUAAGAGAGACAAAUAUUUCUAUAGUUAUCAAAACUUAAUUGGAUCAGGUUUGUCGUUAACGGGUGCAGCAUUGAGCAUGUUACUCAAUGAUAAGAAAGAGCCAGUGGAUAGAGAUGUAAUGCUCCAACUUUUAUCUGACGCCGUAAAAAUGAAUGCGGACUUAUUUCAUUCAUGGAUAAUUGUAAGGAAGGCUUAUAUAACACCUUCUUUUGAUAAGAAGAUUAAAUCGGUUCUAGAUAAAGCUGAGCCCACUGAAUUCCUAUUUGGCGAUAAUGUAAAAGAACUAAUCAAAAACGUGAAAGUAAUCGAAAGAAUAGGCAAGGACCUAAAAGCAACAACAAACAAGAGAACUUUCAGACCAAAUAAUUCGGUAAACUGGAGAGGUUCAUCGGGGAAAAGAGAGGGGAUCCGAUGAACCACUACUAAAUUACCAAACCAGAA
Molecule: messenger RNA, 958 nt
Organism: Ceratina calcarata
Lineage: Eukaryota; Metazoa; Arthropoda; Insecta; Hymenoptera; Apidae
Exons: 2
Coding region: 228-932 (234 amino acids)
Source: RefSeq, a predicted model, not a curated record